GAAUAUUUGCUUCCGUUCUUCCAGCUGUCCACUAAAACUUUAAUAAUUGCUUGUAUAGAUAAGUAAUUAUACAUUUUCAUACUAGAAUUCUACUAACCUGUCAAAACUGUAAUCUUUGAAUGUGCUUUUAUUGUUAAUUUUGUCUGUUUGUUUUGGAACUGCAAAAACUGUCUUUUUGCUACUUUCUGUGUUGCUUUUCUGAAGGGCAACAUGCCAAAAGGCCAUCAUGAGCAUUGUGACAAGUGUUUCAGCACUCGCUGUCAAGUCCUAGUCAAGACCUCCAGGUCCUGCACGGUCACCAGAUGCCCCAGAAGCUGUGGUGCCGUCCUGCACGUGUGCAAACUGGAGGAGCACUCUCUUCUUUGUCCAAACGAGACAGUCCCUUGUCUCAACGCAUUCUCCGGCUGCUCGAUUACGAUGCCGCGGAAGAAGCUGGCCAAACACUUAGAGGUCUGUCCUGCCAGCGUGGUUUGCUGCUCUCAGGAGUGGAACCGCUGGCCCGUUUCUGACACCAACGUGACCUUUUACCGGCGCGUGUCAGAAAAGCUUCAGUCAGACUCUGAGGCAGGCCUGGACGUCGCUCUGGCUCUCAGGGAUCAAGCCCUGCUCUUUCAGUCCAUCAAAAUGAAACACGUUUUCCCUGAAAUGAUGGCGGAGGAGCUUCAGAUGUCAGCUGCGGGAGAGCCGGCCUGCUCUUCAGACUUCAGUGAAUUUACAGAAAAUGGCUGUGCGGAGGAGAGAGAAGAGGAGAGAUGUGAUUUGGCAGAGAGCGGAGAAGUGGCAAGUCUUCAAAAUUACAGCUCCUGGGAGAAAGUUUUCAGGAAGGAGAUGGAGGGAUGCAACCAAACUGUCAAAAACCUCAACAGGCAGGCAACAGGAAAGAAAGAGCAAGAAACGUCAAAGGAUCGGGAGGAGAUGAGAGAUGACGAAAAUGCGGUUGCUUCCAGAGGCACGAAUGGUGUAACCGGCCUUGCUCCGUGGCAAGACGGAGUCCUUGAUAGAUUAUGCAGAGAAGCCAACAUCGCAGAAUACAACAUGUACCUGGUGCACAACGGCGCAAUGCUGAUUAACUUUGGCCAGCUGGCCGCAUGCACGCCAAGGGAGAAGGAUUUUGUUUACGGCAAUCUGGAGCCGAUUGAGGUCAAGACAGUCCGCACUUAUAAAAUUCCCACCAGCUUCAGAGCGAAACGCAUUGACCUGAAGGAUCCUGCGUGCAAGGCCAAGACCACACACCAAUGUGUGGACACUGCAGAUCUGGGCUUCUCAGUUGAGGAUCUUCCAAAAUCUGACGAGGUCAGCUCAACACUUCUGUGCUCCCUGGAAAAAGAGCUAAAGGGCCACAUCAUCUCGGCAAGUGGUUCAUCAGACGGUCUCUACGAAGACGUUGGAACGCAAACGCACAGCUUUCCCUCCGCUCCCUUCAGAGCAGACGCAUCUUUGGCAGAUGUGGUCACAAACAAACAUCCCGGCCUUCUCGUGAACGUCGAAGUCGAGUCCGUCACCAGGAGACACAACAGAACAAGUUCCGUCUUUAGCUACGAAUGCGGCCAGUUCUUCCGCCGUGACGAGUUCCCGUCUCACUCCAGGAAUGCUCACUGCGACAUACAGGCCCAGCUGAACGGCUGGUUCCAGCAGCGCUGCCCUUUGGCAUACCUCGGCUGCACUUUCACCCAGACAAGGUUUCACCCCGCGGGGCAACAAGCCACCAUCAAAUUUGACAAAGACAUCAACGCCAUGGCGCUCCAGCCACUCGUCCCUUCAUCACUAUGCGAAAGUGACACUGGAAGAAAUGCCGCCCGAAAUCCUGAUGUCUUGAGCAGCCUGCCCCUGGAGAUCCUUCAGAACAUCGCGGCUCACCUGGACAGCUUCACGUUGUCCCAGCUAUCCCUGGUUUCCCAUCUGAUGAGGGAAGUGUGCGCCAGUUUACUGCAGCACAGAGGCAUGGUCUUCCUUCAGUGGACAAAAAAGACAUAUUCCCAUGGAGGCACUUCCUGGAAAUGCCAUAAAAAAGUAAGCAACCUAAAGAUUUCUUCUUAUUUUUUCACAAUUUUUAUUCUGUGCAACCAGGGAGUAAAAACAAGGUCAAACCUCGGUAUUAGCCCUAGUUCAUUACCUGUCAUCAGUAUGUUAUUUGCCAUGGAAAAUUCCCAUCACUCCUGCAGCGUGUCAGCUGCUGCACUGACCUGUAAGCCCUCUCUGAAAAUGUCAUUUGGAAUCAUUUAUAGCUCUUAACUUUAGCAGCAACUCCGUUUUUCCAGGUCUUUCUUUUUUUUAAAUCAAGACUACCUGAAGCAUCAUGGGACAUUUGAGUGCAAAGAGCCAAAGGGUGAAGAGAGACUCAAUUUAAUCUGAUUACCUUUAAUGUUUGACUCAAAAUCCAACAGCAAAAAGGAAAAAGUGAGGUUUUGAGUCAGAUACAUUUUUAAAAAUCCUAUUUUUUUUUUUUAAAGUCAUUAUUUUUGAUCAUGUUUUUAGAAUCAGAGGCAUCAGGGAGGUAUCAUUUAAAUAGCUGGAUUGACUGGCCCGAUACAAGUUAGAGGAUUGGAGAAAAAAAUCUUUUAUGUUGUUUUACAGAUUAGCCAUACUCAUGACUUUCUCCUCAUUUGGCGAAUAUAUGGGACAUUUACUGGAAC
This is a messenger RNA of Oryzias melastigma (Indian medaka), 2633 nucleotides long. RefSeq names its product F-box only protein 40. The coding region runs from base 211 to 2232 and encodes 673 amino acids. Gene Ontology annotation, cellular component: cytoplasm. The transcript has a single exon. The record is from RefSeq and is a predicted model, not a curated record. NCBI's taxonomy places the organism in Eukaryota, Metazoa, Chordata, Actinopteri, Beloniformes, Adrianichthyidae. Gene Ontology annotation, molecular function: protein binding; zinc ion binding; ubiquitin protein ligase activity.